GCGCUCGGGCCCGCCGACAGCAUGGCCGGCCUCGAGCACGGCCAGCCGUUGGCGCAGCUGCUGGGGCGGCUCGGGCCUCGCGCCCCGGCGCCGGGAGCAGGCCCGCCGGGGGCAGGUGGCGGCGGCGGCGCCUUCGGGCGCGCCGCGGUGCCCAGCUACCGCAGCGGCGCCUUUGGGCGAGCGGGGGCGGCGGCGCCGCUGCAGCCGCUCACCGCCGUGCCCAGCGUCCGGUCCGCGCCGCCGCCGGCCACCUCGUCGAGGAAGCAGGCGGCGGCGGCCUCGCAGAGGACGGCCUGGGGCUCGGCCGCGGAGGUGGCGUCCCUGGCGGACGCCUUCGACAACCCCGUGGUGGACCCGCAGACCGCCACGAGGGCCAGGCUGGAGGAGGCCCUGGACGGCUUCCUUGCCGACGUCCCCUCCUGGCGCGGGGGCCAGCGGGACGCGGGACGCUCCGUGCUAG
Molecule: messenger RNA, 460 nt
Organism: Prorocentrum cordatum
Lineage: Eukaryota; Dinophyceae; Prorocentrales; Prorocentraceae
Source: the annotation of a GenBank genome assembly